AUGAGACUGUCUGUGUGUGUCCUGCUGGUCACUCUGGCCCUUUGCUGCAAACAAGCCAAUGGACUGGCAUGUCCCAGCCUUGUUACUGAAACUUUACAGUUCUUGGAUUUGGCACCAGCUUUGUUCAGGCUCUCGCUCCAGAAGUUCAAUCCACCUUCCGAAAACGUGGAUGCAAAGCUGAAGGUGAAGGAAUGCACCGACCAGAUGUCCGCUUCGGACAGAAACCAAAUUAAAAUAGUACUGGGAGAAAUUCUCCUCAAGAAGUGUACUCUGUGA
Messenger RNA from Urocitellus parryii (Arctic ground squirrel), 276 nucleotides. RefSeq names its product secretoglobin family 1D member 2 (gene Scgb1d2). The record is from RefSeq and is a predicted model, not a curated record. Lineage: Eukaryota; Metazoa; Chordata; Mammalia; Rodentia; Sciuridae.